AUGAUGAUGAAUGAAGAUGACGAUGAGCUCUUAGGUUACCCUCUUGCGUGAUUCGAGUUAAACUACAUCUCUCGACGCUAUUCCUUUUUUUUUUAUGGUUUCUCCCCCCCACCCCCCUUUAAAAUCAGGGAUCCGAGUAAGGGAUCAAAUCCGACACCGAUGUGGUGAACAUAAAUCAGGAAGUUUAAUAAUUCUAGCACACCGCCGGCCCGUGUAAUGCUCGCCAGAUUUUCCUCCCACGUGUGUUAGAUGGGAGAAAGUGUACCGAUUCGCUGUCAAUCGUUCACACAGUAAGGCUACUUCUCCCGUCAAGAUUGCAAAAAGAAAAGAAAAAUCAGCCCGCUGUCCAAAACGGCCCAGCUGGUGAUGCCACAUUCGCAUCUACUUGCAUUUUCGACAGGUUGCAAAAGAACACAAGUGGAAGCAGAUGGUGUGCAAAUUUAACACAACGCAAAGAGCGACGAAGAAGACCAACUAGCCCUGGGCUCUUUGCUCAAGAGGUGGUGGCUUGUGCGCGAGUUGAUGGGUGGUGGGCCUUGCAUUCUGCAAGGGGUAAUCAACAAACAAUAGGGAAAAAAAAUUGGGAUCUGGGUUUUAGAGGGGCUAGAUAAGGAUCCAUGUGGUAGAUUCAAGCAUCCUCUUCUUUACGGUCAAACACCGGGGGGUAAGGGGGGCGGGUCUUGCGUGAUAUCGUAUACGUUUACACAUGCCACCGCAUACUUUUCUUUUACAAAAGUGGCAAGAGCUGGGACCGGAGAUUGCCCCUGCUUGUUGUUAACCCAAGAUAACACCUCUCCAGCAUUUAAGUAUCGCAGCUUUUCUUCUUCUUAGUGGAGACAAGUUUUCAGUAACCGUAUCAUUAGUUGUUCAUAGUUACAUCAUGUCCGAGUCAAUCCCCAAAACGCAAAAGGCUGUUGUCUUUCAGGACAACGGAGGCAAGUUGGAGUACAAGGAUAUCCCAGUCCCCACCCCCAAACCCAAUGAACUUUUGAUCCACGUCAAGUACUCCGGUGUGUGCCACACCGACUUGCACGCGUGGAAGGGCGACUGGCCCUUACCGACAAAGAAGCCGUUGGUUGGCGGCCACGAGGGCGCUGGUGUUGUCGUUGGCAUGGGAGACAAUGUCCAAGGCUGGAAGAUUGGAGACUACGCUGGGAUCAAGUGGCUCAAUGGCUCGUGCUUGACCUGCGAGUACUGCGAACAAGGAGCCGAGCCAAACUGUCCCAAGGCGGAUUUAUCAGGAUACACCCACGACGGGUCGUUUGAGCAAUAUGCCACGGCCGACGCGGUUCAAGCUGCCAGGAUCCCCAAAAAUGCAGACUUGGCGCAAGCAGCCCCCAUUUUGUGUGCUGGUGUCACCGUGUACAAGGCCUUGAAAACCGCCAAUGUGAAAGCAGGAGACUGGGUCUGCGUCUCUGGUGCUGGCGGCGGCUUGGGAUCCUUGGCAAUCCAAUAUGCCAUUGCCAUGGGCUACCGGGUUCUCGCCAUAGACGGCGGUGCCGACAAGGGAGAGUACUGUGUAAUGUUGGGAGCCGAGGCCUACCUCGAUUACACCAAGGAGAAAGAUCUCGUUACUGCCGUUGAAAAAGUGACCAACGGCGGACCACAUGCCGUGAUUAACGUUGCUGUAUCCGAGGAGGCAAUCGACCAGUCUGUGAAAUAUGUGAGGCCCUUGGGCACCGUCGUUUUGGUGGGCUUGCCCGCCGGCUCAAAAGUGUCUGCCUCGGUGUUUUUCGCCAUUGUCAAGACUAUUCAAAUCAAGGGAUCUUAUGUCGGUAACAGACAGGACACCUCCGAGGCAUUGGAUUUCUUUGCCAGGGGUUUGGUCAACUGCCCCAUAAAAGUUGUCGGCCUUAGCGAAUUGCCAAAAGUGUUCAAGUUGAUGGGAGAAGGUAAGAUCAUGGGUAGAUACGUGCUCGAUACUAGUAAGUAA
Lodderomyces beijingensis is the source of this 1933-nucleotide messenger RNA. The record is from the annotation of a GenBank genome assembly. NCBI's taxonomy places the organism in Eukaryota, Fungi, Ascomycota, Pichiomycetes, Serinales, Debaryomycetaceae.